Messenger RNA from Hydractinia symbiolongicarpus, 2572 nucleotides. Its product is annotated as potassium voltage-gated channel subfamily A member 6-like. The record is from RefSeq and is a predicted model, not a curated record. Gene Ontology annotation, cellular component: membrane; voltage-gated potassium channel complex. NCBI's taxonomy places the organism in Eukaryota, Metazoa, Cnidaria, Hydrozoa, Anthoathecata, Hydractiniidae. Gene Ontology annotation, molecular function: delayed rectifier potassium channel activity. The transcript is spliced from 2 exons. Bases 382 to 1725 code for a protein of 447 amino acids. Gene Ontology annotation, biological process: protein homooligomerization; potassium ion transmembrane transport.
CACAGCUCGACCUAUUUGAAAACAUCUAAUCCAUGGUUUCUUUACAUCUGUUUUUUGAAUUGCCAUUUGGUGAACUAAUAUCUUAAAAUAUGUAUAAACAAUUUAUUUAUAAGUUAGUUGGGUGUAUGGCUUCUAUAUACACGUCAUGAAAUAACGCGUAAAUCAUUUACGCGGUGUUACUAAGCAAAUUGAAAUUAUAUAUAAACAUGUAAAAUUGACAUUUUUUUAAAUCUUACAAUGAAUAAAUUUUUUCUUAAACUAAAACUUCAAAAGCAUAAGAAUCGAGCUGAAUAACUUGUUUUAAAACAAUAAUUUGCUGAUGUUAGAAGAAUAAUGAUGAGAAUUUUUUCUUGGUAGGAAACAUCGUCGUGAAAUGGAAAAAUGGUUUGUGCAACCGCGUGUAUGUCUAACAGGAGAAUAAAAAUUAAUGUACGCGGUACAUGCUAUGAAACCUACGAAACCACGCUAUGCAACUAUCCUGAUACAUUGUUGGGAGAUCGAGACAAGCGAGAAAAAUUUUUCGACUGGAAACGAAACGAAUACUAUUUUGACUGCAAAUCCGAAAUAUUUGACGCAAUUUUGUUUUUUUAUCAAUCACAUGGUAUUCUUGCUAAACCAAGUUUUUGUAACCACAGAGAGUACCAAAGACAGUUGCAAUUUUUUGGCUUAGCAAGGAAAAAACCUUUGCCGCCAGAACCGAAGACGUUUCGAGAAAAGCUGUGGACAUUCUUACAAGAUCCCCACCAAUCAAGUUUAGCUUUAAUCGCUGCAUACCUUUCUUUUAUGGUCAUUGUUGCAUCCGUCAUCACGUUUUGCGCUGAAACAGAGAGUGAAGGAAUUCGCUCACUGUUGUUUCGUUCCCGUACAAUUUGGUUUCACUUAGAAUGUUUCUUUAUUGGUUAUUUCACAUUAGAAUAUUUGAUUCGUUUAUUCACUUCACCCGAUCGUUUAGCUUUUGUCAAAAGCUUCUAUGGAGUUGUGGAUUUAAUUGCAAUUGUACCGUUUUUUUUCUCUCUUCUCUUCAUAGUCUUAGCGGAAGAUUUUAUCUUGCACUCCAUUGGAAUGGUGCGCGUUGUGAGACUGAUUCAAAUCAUGCGCAUUAUGAAACUCUCCAGAUACAGCACAGGCUUACGUGUACUCGGUAAAAGUCUAUUUUACUGCAAGGAACAGAUGUUCUCACUUGGUGCUUUUUUUGCCAUAAAUGUCAUCUUCGUGUCAAGCAUAAUCUAUCUUUUUGAGCAUGAUACUAACGAUGACUUUAACAGCAUUCCGCAAAGCAUAUGGUUUAUUAUCAUCUCUAUGACAACAGUCGGGUAUGGUGACGUCGUACCGAAAACCAUUGGUGGUAAAUUGACGGCAGUGUUAUCAAUAUUUAUUGGUGCUGUUGUGUUGUUUCAUUUAUUUCUUCCAACGUAUCUUAUGUACUUUUCGAUUUUCUAUACAAAAGCGCAACAACAUAGAUUGGACAGGAAAAAGCGAGAAGCGGAACGAAAAUCAAAACGAAAACGAGAAAUCGCCAUACGAGAGGAACGAGAGCAGCAGCGAAAAUUAAAUUUAAUCAAUAAAAACACGUGUGAUAUAAAAAGUGUUUCAGUACUGGAAGACAAGUUAAACGAAGACAGUGACAUUGAAAUAACAGUGGCCUCACGCACCCGAGGAUUAACAGUUGAUAUGAAAAGUGAUCUUCUGUCUUCAUCAACCAGUUUUCAUAGUUUAAAUUUAUGAAAGUAUUAGAAGCUUACAACGUUCACAAGGGCGCUUGUUACAUUCUUGACCCCAGAGUCCUUUGAGAUAAACUUGAAAGUUCAAUCUCAAAACCUCUAGGAAGGAGAAUGCGCUUUGUAGUCUUAAGUGAUGAUCGAGACUAUGUUGCACACAAAUAUGAUUAUCCACAGAGAUGAUUCUCUGGUAUAUAUACGAAACUAAAAUAGAUUAUAUGAAACUUUGAUUCACAACUCAAUACAUAAAUUUGUGAAAACAGCCAAUGCAAAUAAAUGUUCACAAUUUCAAUUUAGAUGUAUCUUCUGUAGAAACCGUGUAUGUAGCUUUUUAUGGGGACGUUUUUUAAAAUUUGGCUUUCUUUUUUACUAAAAAACGAGUUGUGGCUGCUUGCGCCCUACUAAUGCAAUGUGAAGAAUACACUGCAGUGAAUAAAUUAAAAAGGAAUAUACUAUUUGACCUUAAAAACGCAAUUUGUGCAACAAAAAAUACUCGGCUUAGCAUUUUACUCGAAUGAACGUCUCUGCGCGAAUUAUUACGCGUUCAUUAUUUUUUUCUACAUUAAAGUGUUUAAAAGACAACUUGAAGUACUUCACAUUUCGAUGUUAAAGUUCUCAUCAAAAUUAUUUCAUAUCUUUUUAACACGUCAAAUUUGAUCUCCCUCGAAGAAGCGCCCAUCGUCAAAUUUGUCAAAUUAAACGCUUUCAAAGCGCUCAUUCGAGUAAAUAAGCCAACAUACAACUUCUACAAGAGAUAUAUUUUGAAUAAGUACAUAUAUUUAUAUAUAGCCAUUAUCUCUCUUAAAAACGAAGUUGCAACAAAGAUUCCAUGAUUUGGUUAUACUUCCUCGUGA